This is a messenger RNA of Dermacentor andersoni, 1608 nucleotides long. RefSeq lists its product as uncharacterized. Gene Ontology annotation, molecular function: RNA-DNA hybrid ribonuclease activity; nucleic acid binding. The record is from RefSeq and is a predicted model, not a curated record. Lineage: Eukaryota; Metazoa; Arthropoda; Arachnida; Ixodida; Ixodidae.
AUGGCUUUACACGCACUAAAGACCCGCCUGCUUGCACUCAAGGAGGCCAAGACACCGGCCAUCCUAAUGUCGUUGGAUUUUCGAGGCGCUUUCGACAGCGUGUGGCACCCCCUCGUCCUUAAAUUUUUUAGGGAUCGGGGGCUACCGACGAACGUAUACCACCUUCGCACUUUCCUCGAGGACCGGCGUGUGGAGUUCACCUCCCACGCGGGCGCGGUCGAGGCCAGGCCAUCGCUGGGCAGCCCUCAGGGUUCGCCCCUGUCUCCACUUUUGUGGAACGUCAUCGUACAUGGGCUCCUCGAGCUUCCCAUGCCCGCCGGGGUGACCGCCCACGCGUACGCCGACGACACCAUCCUCGUCAUUUCGGCAAAGACGCGUGACGGGCUCGGCGCGGCGGGCUCGGAAGCUCUUCGGCGAGUGGUGGCAUGGGCCGCGAGCGUCAAGGUCUCCCUCAACCCGGAUAAGACUCAAUGUGUCUUGUUUUCUCAUGGACAUGGAGGGAUGGAACGCGUCCAUCCCACCGUCCGCCUGGGCACCUCGGGCAGAGGCUUGAAAUUCGUGGAGGCCCUCAAGGUUUUAGGCUUGACUUUUGAUAGGCGCCUCCACUUUUUCCAACAUGCCGACGGCCUCAAGGAGAAGGCCGAACAUCUGGCCUGCCGGGCGCUGACGUUCUUGCAAAUGCAGGGUACCCUGCAGCCGGCGGCAUUAACACGCCUUUACCAUCAGGUGAUGCUGCCGGCGCUCACGUACGCGUCGGCAGUGUGGUGGUCUGCCAAGCCGGACUGCAGACUCAGCGCCCGCGUCUUAAUGAAGGUGCCGCCACUGUCGCUCGAGCUAGACAGGACCGCGGCGGAAUUUAGACUCUUCGCGCUGCGCGAGGCCGUCGAGUUCGGCGACCUCGCGUUCUCCCCGCGGGAUAUCCUCUACCCCGCCGACCCUUGGAGAGUACACCCGGCCUCGAUGCGCGCAUUUCCGUUCGCGCAACUGUCGGCGCCGGAGGCGCGCAGUAGAUCGCGUGCCGCGGGCCUGCAUGUGUUCACCGACGGCUCCUACACGCCGCACUCAUCGGGCGCCGCCUUCGUCGUCCUCGGCCCGCGGGAGCGGAUCGGGGCGGUGGGCCGAUUUCGUGUGAGCGCCGCCACGAGCGCCUAUUGCGCUGAGAUAAUCGCAUUCACGGAGGCCUUGAAUCACCUGUGCGGCCACCGGCAGACGGCAGCGGUAUCUUUAUAUACCGACUGCCUAUCCCUGCUUCAAGCGGUCGCGACGCCCGGCUCGGCCGACCCCCGCAUUGUCCGUAUUCAAACGGCGCUCGGGGAGAUUGCCGGCUUGUCCGAGGUGCAUCUCUAUCACGUGCCCGGUCCUCUCUACGAACGAGGAGCGCCCUCCUCGGCCAAACCAUCAUUCCGGAGGGAUGCCGCAACGGACACUAACAACCGGGUGUCGAGACAAGGAUAUCAGAACUUCGACCCUCGCCUGACGAGCCGUGCGCUGCGCGGCGGCAUCACCUUUUACUCGGCUGACACGUGGACGGACGCACCGGUUUCGCACCACCUCCUCGGAGGGCGUCCGUUGGCCCAAUUGACGGCCGUCUUCCGUGGAAUCCUGUGA